CGCAAUAACAUCACUGUCGCUUUUUGGGAAGCGUAACUUAUCCUCUCGUCCUAUAUCACGACGAGUCCUUUUCCCUAAAAGUUUUCCUCUCCCCUCUACUCGAUUUUCACACCAUGUUCAAGCUUGCUCGCAGCAAACCGGUCGCUGCAGCUUUCAGAGCUGCGCGGGAGCCCUCUUUCAUUCAGAGUCGAUUGGCCGUGCCGCAAAAGCGAAAUCUCUCCAUCCACGAAUACCUUUCCGCCAACCUUCUCAAGUCGUAUGGCGUCGGUGUUCCCAAGGGCGCAGUUGCUCGCUCCGCAGAGGAGGCCGAGGUUGUUGCCAAGGAGAUUGGCAACGAUGACUUGGUGAUCAAGGCACAGGUCCUUGCCGGUGGUCGUGGUAAGGGUACUUUCGACAAUGGUCUCAAGGGAGGUGUCCGUGUCGUCUACUCUCCUACCGAAGCCAAGAUGUUCGCCGGCCAGAUGAUCGGACAACACCUCGUCACCAAGCAGACUGGUGCCGGUGGCCGUCUUUGCAACGCCGUCUACAUUUGCGAGCGCAAGUUCGCCCGCCGCGAAUUCUACCUUGCUAUCCUCAUGGAUCGUGCUACCCAGAGCCCCGUUAUUGUUUCUUCGUCGCAGGGUGGUAUGGACAUCGAGACUGUCGCCAAGGAGACCCCCGAUGCCAUCAUCACCACUCCUAUCAACAUCCACGUCGGUGUCACUGACGAGAUUGCUCGUACCAUUGCUACCGACCUAGGCUUCUCUGAGCAGUGCAUCGAGGAGGCCAAGACCACCAUUCAGAACCUUUACAAGGUUUUCAUGGAGAAGGAUGCUACCCAGAUCGAGAUCAAUCCCCUGUCCGAGACCUCGGACCACCAGGUUCUCGCCAUGGACGCUAAGCUCGGUUUCGAUGACAACGCCGAGUUCAGACAGAAGGAGGUCUUCUCCUGGAGAGACACCACCCAGGAGGAUGCGGACGAGGUCAAGGCUGCUGAGUUCGGCCUGAACUUCAUCAAGCUUGACGGUGACAUUGGAUGCCUGGUCAACGGUGCCGGCCUUGCCAUGGCCACCAUGGAUAUCAUCAAGCUGAACGGUGGUAGCCCCGCGAACUUCCUCGACGUUGGCGGUGGUGCCACUCCCGCCGCCAUCAAGUCGGCCUUUGAGCUGAUCACCAGCGACCCCAAGGUCACUGCCAUCUUUGUCAACAUUUUCGGCGGUAUUGUCCGCUGUGAUGCCAUCGCCCAGGGUCUGAUCAACGUUGUCCGUGAGAUGAACCUGCGCACUCCCAUUGUUGCUCGUCUCCAGGGUACCAACAUGGAGAAGGCUCACGAGCUGAUUAACGAUUCGGGUCUCAAGAUCUUCUCCAUCGAGGACCUCCAGAGCGCCGCCGAGAAGUCCGUGCAGUUCUCCAAGGUCGUCAAGAUGGCCCGUGAGAUUGACGUUGGCGUUGAGUUCACCCUUGGUAUCUAGGCGGUAUAAGUGGGAAACCACUUUCUUCUUGCUCGUUGAAUCCUUUCGCUGUCGGGGUGUUUCUAUGCCCUAUUUUGGGUAGAUACAAGCAUGGGACUCUUGAUCGUCGAGAGGGGACACAGUAGAAGACUAGUGGGUGCGAUUUAGGAAAGUUGAUCAGCUGAAAUGGCGUUUGCUGAGCGCUAUAAUGGCACUAUAGAAAUUGCUGAUGGUUGGAUACAUGCACUACUGUUAUACUAUUAUUUUUUUCUUUUGUCA
Molecule: messenger RNA, 1709 nt
Organism: Penicilliopsis zonata CBS 506.65
Lineage: Eukaryota; Fungi; Ascomycota; Eurotiomycetes; Eurotiales; Aspergillaceae
Exons: 8
Coding region: 114-1451 (445 amino acids)
Biological process (GO): succinyl-CoA metabolic process; tricarboxylic acid cycle
Cellular component (GO): succinate-CoA ligase complex; mitochondrion
Molecular function (GO): succinate-CoA ligase (ADP-forming) activity; ATP binding
Source: RefSeq, a predicted model, not a curated record